GAGAACCUGUUCUCUCGGCGCCCGACACAGAUUCUGACGUCCGACCGCUUCGGCUGUCGGCAGAAAACGAAGGAGGACAUGACACAGAGACUCCCGAGCGUGACAAGCGCGUUUGUGUUUGAUUUAAUUUACCUCGUUGAGCAGAAUCCGUCCCUCUGGAGGUUUAACGAUGAGCAGUAUCGAAAUGUUCCAACAAAGCAGAUGCUGUGGGAAAAAAUAUCUCAGGACAUGAGGGAAAAACACCCGGAUGUCCAAGUAACAACAGAUAUUGUCAAGGCUCUUUUUGCAACAAAGCGGCGACAAUAUCAGGACGAACGGAGGACAAAAUUGACUAUACGAACCGGAUCAGAGGCACCAGUAUACACUGGGAAGUGGCAGUUUUAUAGUGCCCUCACAUUUCUUGACCAAAACUGCUCACCAGGGCCAGUGACGAUUACUGGAGUGCAAGAGCCAAGGCCACCUCAGCAGCAGCAGCCAGUGUCCGUUCACGUUAGUGAGCAAGAACAUUCGCCCGUAUUCUAUGCCCUGGAAUCCGUGCAGCCCGACGAAGAACAGGAAGAACGAAUAACAGUUCAGCAGAACACGAGCCACAGGGAACAGUUAAACAGCUCGCCUGCUGUAGCUGCAGGCUCGCCGAAGCCUCCUCGGCAGCAGAAACGGACGAGGUGCACGGACGAUGAAAAAUGUGGCCAACAGGCUUUAAGCGAAAUUGUAGCAGCACUCACCGCACCGCCCCCAGAGCCUGAUGAAUGCAGGUCAUUUGGGGAAAUCGUAGAGUGCCGUCUACGCCAAAUGCCUGUGGCACUACGGAACUUGGCAGAGGUACGAAUAUUAACCCUGCUAAAUGAUAUGACAAGCUGAUUCUGGUUGGUUGGUUUCUUUCUUUUUUGAAUCCGUGUGAGCGCCGCGAAGCAAUUGUGGCUAUAAGCGGUGUACAGGUGUGGACAGAUGGAGAGAGGACAGCAGGAAGGAGUGGGGAACAGGAGUUAGUAUGAGUCUUGGGCCGACUUCAGGGGCAACAGUGCCCACAUUCGUCUGGAAAGUCUUCUUCGGAAAACCCAAGGAAAACCUCAGACAGCACAGCCGGUUGUAGGAUUCCAACCCUCCACCUUCCAGUCUUCAGCACGGCCUUGGCUAUGGUUGGUUGAUGUAAAAGAGAGAAAAAAAAAUCAUGGAGAUGUUGGCCCAACCCUACAUUGGGUCGGAUACUCCAGCACGCGUAGGAGGACGAGGUCUCGCUACCAAGGAUUCUAAGAUGAUGAAUUGUUCCACGAAAGUACACACAGAAAAAUUGCUCCACAAAAAGGAGAUCACAGAGUGGAACACGUGUCUCUACGUAGUUCGCGCCAGUCACCGAGUACUUUCUUGAGGCCAAGAGGGCCUCCGUUGUGUCUGUCCCAUGCAUUCCAGUGAACUUUACGACUUGCUGCGAAUAGCGCGCAGCUGAGCAGUUGUGUCGAAUGCAUUGUUCAUGUCUUGUACUGCAUCAAUCACGUAAAUUCAAUGUAUUCAAUUUAUGUGUACAUUAGCAAGUGCAAUACAGUAAUUCAUUCACAAGUAUUGUGUGAUUGUAAUGUCACGAAUUAGAUAUAAAAUAAAUAUGGAAGGUUUGUCGUCCCUAUACGUGAUGUCCCAAUAUAUGACAAACGUGAAACUAUUCAAGUUGCUGUGCCCUGUCAGCAGCUCACCGUACCUCGUCAAGGCGCUCUCUGUGUAAAACGUAAUGGUGUACGUGUAUCUCGGUGCGCUAGCCCGUUUUAUAUUAUUAAAUGUGCUCUGGCGUUCAUUACAUACAAUAGAAUAGAAGUAGAAAGCAAGGAGAAAAAACAACAACACAGCUUUGAUCUAUGUAUUACAGGCACUUUUAUGUUGUGGAGCAACUUUCAAAUACUGUGUACCUUGCUUCCCAACAUAAACCACGAAUGCUCUAACCGCUGUGUUUAAUUUCUUGGUAAUUUUCCUGAGUAUAAUUUCAUAGCAAUUUCCGAGCGCUAUAGGCCGUGUUGCCAU
Ornithodoros turicata is the source of this 2010-nucleotide messenger RNA. RefSeq lists its product as uncharacterized. Bases 79 to 861 code for a protein of 260 amino acids. Lineage: Eukaryota; Metazoa; Arthropoda; Arachnida; Ixodida; Argasidae. The transcript has 3 exons. The record is from RefSeq and is a predicted model, not a curated record.